AUGACUCGCACAUACGAGGCCGCGAUUACGGCGCUCAACUCUUUACAAACCAACUAUGCGAUCGUGGAGGAGCUUCGCAAAUCUGUCUCCAGGAAGGAGAUGAACGAGCGCUCUAUCCCGGAGACAGUUGAAUGGCUUGGGCGUAUCGGUUACAAGCCCCCCGACCUCGACAGCUUGAAUGCAAUCCACGUCGCUGGAACCAAAGGAAAGGGCUCUACGUCUGCUUUCAUUUCCAAUAUUCUUUCUCAGUACACCCAGUCCGAGGCCGGCCAGUCGACACCACACAUCAACAAGGUUGGACUCUACACUUCCCCGCAUCUUCGAUUUGCCCGCGAGCGUAUCCAGAUAGACAACGCGCCACUUUCAGAACAAAAAUUCGCCAAGUACUUUUUCGAAGUAUGGGAUCGUCUCGAGGAAGCUGCCAAACUGGCCGGGGAGGACCCCGCUACUCCAGGAACGAAACCCCAAUACUUUCGCUACUUGACCUUGAUGGCAUUCCACACAUACCUCAGUGAAGGUGUCGACGCAGCAGUUAUUGAGUGUGGCAUUGGUGGGCAGUAUGACUGCACCAACGUGGUCAAAAAGCCCAAGGCGACUGCAAUUACCAGUCUUGGUAUUGACCAUACCGCGAUGCUCGGCACUACAAUCGAGGAGAUCGCAUGGCACAAGGGUGGUAUCAUCAAAUCGGAGGUGCGUGGUUUUACCGCACCCCAAGCUCCAACUGCGGAGAAGGUGUUGAAGGAGCGAGCUGCGGAGAAGAACACCCAGCUGGAUGUCAUCUCUGCCCACCCUGACCUACAAGUUGGCAACACGGAAGUGAAGCUUGGACUGGCAGGUGACUUCCAAUAUACCAAUGCGUCUCUUGCAGUUGCAGCCGCGGCGGAGUAUUUGAGGAAGACCGGCGUGGCAGACAUUUCUGAAAAUGUCAUGACCGAGUCGCUCCCAGCGAAGUUCAAGGUCGGACUUGAGAAAACACGCCUAGGCGGUCGCUGCGAGACCCGGUAUGAGAAGAAUGUAUCGUGGUAUAUCGAUGGAGGGCAUACACUUGAGAGUAUUCGUCUCGCGGGUUCGUGGUUCGCGGGGCGAAUCCAAGAAGACUCUUCCUCAAGCGACAUGGCCACGAAGAAAACGCGUAUCUUGAUCUUCAACCAGCAAACUCGAGACAGCACAGCUCUUACCCGUGCUCUGCAUGAAACCCUUUCUGCGGCUCUCGGGGCUGAAAUUCCUUUUACCCACGCUCUGUUUUGUACUAACGUGACCUAUAAGCAGGCUGGUUACCGGCCUGAUCUUGUUAGCAUGAACACCAACACAGAUGAUAUUGACCAUCUUCGUGUGCAAAAGUCACUCGCCGAGGUUUGGAACUCCAUUGACCCUCAUGCUCAAACACAGGUGUUUGGUACUAUUGAGGAAGCCGUGGACUUUGCACGAGAUGUGGCCGCCCAAGAGCGUAAGGUUCUGCAAAAGGACGAGACGCCAGUAAUGACCUUUGUCACUGGUAGCUUGCACCUGGUCGGCGGAUUUCUCGAUGUGAUUGAGACGAAACCAUACUCUGAGAGUGCUUAA
Penicillium angulare is the source of this 1563-nucleotide messenger RNA. RefSeq names its product tetrahydrofolate synthase. Gene Ontology annotation, cellular component: cytoplasm; cytosol; mitochondrion. Gene Ontology annotation, biological process: tetrahydrofolylpolyglutamate biosynthetic process. Gene Ontology annotation, molecular function: tetrahydrofolylpolyglutamate synthase activity; ATP binding. Lineage: Eukaryota; Fungi; Ascomycota; Eurotiomycetes; Eurotiales; Aspergillaceae. The record is from RefSeq and is a predicted model, not a curated record. The transcript is spliced from 3 exons. The coding region runs from base 1 to 1563 and encodes 520 amino acids.